AUGCCGACGGAAGUUGAGGAGUUGGUGGAAUUCCUUCACCACGGCAAUACUCAAAUUCGACAAGUUGCAUGUGAGCAUCUCGUAGGAUUGUCAUCAGAUCCCAACAUCUUCAAAAAACCUCAACUUGUCCCUAUCAAAGAUCUGAAAUUGCUUGUCCGGGAUUAUGCUCCGAUCGCAAAGAAUGCUCUCACGAUUCUCGUCAACAUCAGUCAUGAUGCCGAAAUUCUCAAAUGUCUGGCAGAGGACGAUGCAUUUGUCGAGGUAUUGGUAAAGAAGAUUACUAAUCCCAAAGAACAAGCAGCAGAUGAAAUAGCCAUGCUUCUGUCCAACCUCGCAAAAUCAGACCACCUUGAAAGACUAAUCACACUGAAACGGACUCUACCCGACAAAUCAAUAUCGACUUCACCUUACGCCUUAGAUCAGUUGUUUGAUUGUUUUGUCAAAGGCGCAAAUGGCAGCCUCAAUAAGCACGCCAAUUUUGACUACCUCUCUUAUCUCUUGGCAGACAUGUCUCGAUAUAAGUCCGGACGAGAUCAUUUCUUGAGCAAGAGAAGUUAUGAUGGAGUUGUCCCACUAAGCAAAUUAACCGUCUUCACGGAACAUAAGAGCGACAUUCGAAGGAAGGGAGUGGCCAGCACCAUUAAGAACGCCGCCUUUGAAGUUGACAAACAUCCUCUCUUGCUUUCGGAUGAGACUGAAUCUCAUGAUGGCACACCUGGAGUCAACAUCCUUCCCUACAUUCUACUACCCAUCGCAGGUCCUGAAGAGUUUCCUGAGGACGAAUCAGCAAAUAUGCUCCCAGAUUUACAGCUUUUACCGCCAGACAAAUCAAGAGAAAGCGAUCCAGAAAUUCUAGCCACACAUAUCGAAACUCUGCUGUUGUUUACUACGACGAGGGAGGGCAGAGAUCACUUAAGGAGUGUGUCGGUCUAUCCUCUAAUUCGUGAAUGCCAUGCACAUGUCAAGGACGAAGGAGUUAUUGAGGUGUGUGACCGGCUAGUGCAGGUGUUAAUGAGAGACGAGGAAGAAAAACCUGUAGUAGAGGAGAUAGACGAAGACCAGACUAUAGAGGAAGUGUUUUGA
This is a messenger RNA of Exophiala bonariae, 1083 nucleotides long. RefSeq lists its product as uncharacterized. Lineage: Eukaryota; Fungi; Ascomycota; Eurotiomycetes; Chaetothyriales; Herpotrichiellaceae. The record is from RefSeq and is a predicted model, not a curated record. The transcript has 5 exons. Bases 1 to 1083 code for a protein of 360 amino acids.